AAGUAGCAAAGUCGAACGAAAAUUCACGGGUUAGUCUCCAAGAAUUAAUAAUGAAUAUUAUUAUCUUCAAGCUUGGUUCGAUGAAUCUCUAUGAGUCUGUUGGAUCACUUUAUCUUUAUCUGUUUCUCGCUAUUGGCGGUGGUUAUGGUGUGUUCAAAUCGAUGGGACUUGAUCGACUUUGUCGCGAUCGUUCAAAUCUGACUUCGAACGAGCUCCCUCGUUGGAGCGACGCGAUUUUCUUUCAUUAACGUUCGAUGAAGAGGUAAAACAAUCGUUUUACAUGAUUAAUUCGUUUCGCGUUGGCAUUCAGAGAAACAGACUUUUCAAUUGUUCGUGAUUAAUCCACACGAUGGAGCAGCUGCAAGAAACAACGCUUGUAUUUUCAGGAACUAGAAGAACAUUUACCUUUAAGAGUAGCUGCUAGUGAUCAGACCAUUUGCGGUUUUGCGAUGAGAUGAUCUCCUGCUUCGUUUAAUCGGGAGUAUAUGAUGGUAUCACAAGUAGAUCAAUAGACCAUAAAUGGUACAUUAGUUUACGAUAAACGGCAAAUGGUCGACAGAUGCGCUAGAUAGAAUCUAAUACUGCAUGAGUAUUUAUAAUUAAUGCGAUUAACAGAUAGUUGCUUGCUGCCGCGAGCCGAAGGUAACUGCGGCGAGAAGCAAUCUCGAUGGUACUUUGAUCAGUCGGAGAAUCGGUGCAUGCCAUUCUAUUAUACCGGUUGCGAUGGGAAUAAAAAUAAUUUCGAAUCUAGGGACGCAUGCGAGUCUGAUUGCCCGGCUAAAAUUGAGCAAGAUACCUGUCUCUUGCCCGCGCUUUUGGGAGAAUGCCACAACUAUACCCAACGAUGGUACUACGACUCGUACGAGCAACAAUGCAGACAAUUCUACUACGGUGGCUGCGGUGGCAACGAGAAUAAUUUCAUUACCGAACAGGAUUGUGUUAACAGAUGCCAAACUACUAUCACAACCCCCGCACCAUCGAGAGAAGUCGAAUUUAGACCUGACUUCUGCUUCCUUCCGGACGAGCACGGCCCAUGUUCGGAGGAACACGUCAAAUGGUUCUACGACAGCAGAGAGGGUGUCUGCAAACAAUUCAGAUAUGGCGGCUGUCAGAGCAAUGGGAACAAUUUCAACAGUCGCGAAGAAUGCGAUUAUCGAUGCGGAGACGUACAAGGUUUGCAACAUUGCGCGCAUUCUCUCACAGGAUUGAGGAUAAAUAAAUCUUCUUGCACUAGAAUAACAAAUCCGUGCACUCUGCCCAAAGUUAUCGGUCCCUGCAACGGUUUCGUGAGGCAAUAUUACUACGAUCAUCAGUCAGAUUCCUGCUACGAAUUCGAGUACAGCGGCUGCCAGGGCAACAAGAAUCGCUUCCAGGAUAAAGAAUCCUGCGAGAGCAAGUGCCAGAGACGUAGCCGAACAGAAGUAACCGCGCACGUCACGUCUGCUCCGGUGGAAACUAGCUCGAAAAAUCCGAUCUGUUACACGACUGUGGAUCCUGGAUCUUGCAACGGCGAUAUCACCGCCUUUUACUACGACACACGCAAUCAGAUGUGCCAGGCGUUCAUCUAUGGCGGCUGCGAAGGAAACGCGAAUAGAUUCCAAACGGAGGAACAGUGCGAACGUCUCUGCGGAAGAUUCCAUGGACAAGGUAACACUAGAAUUACCAAAAUGACCAUUCGAAUACUUUUAGAUAUUUUAGACAUUAUAUUUAUUAGAUAUAAAAAUAUACAAGUGUUUAAUUUUAAUAUCGCUGUCCAGUUGAUCGCGGAUCGUUCGAUUUUGGUGUUAUUAUCUGAGAAACAUUUUUCGCAGACACUUGCAAUCUAUCGGUGGAUCCUGGCGAGUGCAGAGGCUCUUUCCAAAAGUACUUCUACGACCCGGCCAGUCGCGUUUGCCGCGAAUUUGUCUACGGCGGAUGCGAGGGCAACGCGAACAGAUUCAGCACGAUGGCAGAGUGCGAAUCGAUUUGCAUUCAUCACGAGGAGCCCGUGCCAUCUGGAAACGACACAAGCCUUUCCAGCCUGUAACCAACUGAUGUCAAAUUUUAAUGUAUUAUUUCACCUCUUGGUCCUCGAUGAAUUAAACAAAUCGAGAAGUUCUUUUCGAGGGAAUGAAGUUAACUUGCGGCAGAAAAUAAUUUUGUACGAUGGUGAUCCAGCGAUUUGUAAAGAGCCGGUCGACAGUGGAUCGUGCACGUCCGGUUCUACUAAGCGAUUCUACUUCGACGAAGAGCUGCAAACGUGUCGAGCGUUCAUUUACACCGGAUGCGGCGGGAAUCGUAACCGAUUCAAGACUUUCGAGUCUUGCAUUAACACUUGUCUUAGCACCACCAACGAGAUCGACGUGGACUCCGGGAAGGAUACGAAAGAUCCUUGCACGGAAGCUCGCGAGGAAUGCAACACCAUUCGCUGCCCUUAUGGCAAGGAGGCGUUCGUAGAUUCUCAGGAUUGCGAGCGGUGUCGUUGCGUGGACCCUUGCAGGACGCAGAUUUGUCCCGACGACACGAAAUGCGCCAUCACACUGGUCGCCACCAAGGAUGGAACCGAAUACAAGGGAGUUUGCAGAUCAGGUGAAAAAUCUCUCUGUUCUAUAUUUAAAACAAAAAAUUCUCUGCAUUUUUCUGAUAUUUUAAAGAAGCAAGUGAAAAAUAUCUUCGUUGAGAUUCGUAUGAAUAAAAUAUAAAUAACGCACAGUAUUAAGUACAAAUAAUUCCAAAUAUUCCCUUGCUCUGAGGUUAUCAGUUUUCUAUUUAUUAGUCUUAUUAUUAGUCUUGGUACUUUCA
Molecule: messenger RNA, 2781 nt
Organism: Heterotrigona itama
Lineage: Eukaryota; Metazoa; Arthropoda; Insecta; Hymenoptera; Apidae
Source: the annotation of a GenBank genome assembly